GGCAGCGACCACUCAUAGAGCGGGUGGGCUUACCGCAAUCAGAGCACGGAAAGCGUUUUAUAGCAUUGACCGUAUGGCAGGGAAAAUCUCUGUGUAUAUGAGAUGUGGAAAAGAAUUUCCAAAAUUAGCUAAACUUCGUAUUCAUCUUAAUCGAAAAUAUCCAUGCCGUUCUCAAGAUCCAAUGCCACCACUUCAACCAGCUCCAGAGCCGGCAAACAAUGAGAAUAAUCUACCCACCGAGCCAACUUCAGAAGUUAACCAAGAGAAAAAUAAUUCUGAUUUAGAAGAAUCAUGGACAGAAUUUUUAAAACAUUUAGGUGUGAAACCUGAUAAUUCUAUACCAAUAGAAAAUUCUAACGCGCACCCGUACGGCCAAGCGAGCAGCUCCACCGAUGUUCCGCAAUUCCAUCAAACAGAUAUUAUUAGCUCGGGAUGUGAAUUAUUAGAUGAUCAUUAUCAAGUUGAGAUAGGAAAAGAAAGCAUAUAUGCACAAGACCCUAUCAAUACUCUUGGAGUACUUAGGGAACAAAUAAUAAAUAUUUUCAAUAAUCGAUUUGAUCUCACUCAUGGGAAAAAUGAGUCGAUCAGCAAAUUAUCAGCAGGGGUAUUUGACGAUAAAAUAGAAGAAGAUAACGGUGAAAAAGAUUAUAAAGAAGUUCCAUUCAAAAAUAAAGCAGUUGUAGUAACUUCAAAAGAGGAUAUUCCAAGAAUCGUAGAUGAGCUAAUUUGGGACAUUGAAAAGCGAAUAGAAGUAUAUGUCUGUGAAGGCUCAGGUUGGUGUUUUUCAGAAUCGGAAGACGUAAAUAUUGAAAUGCCAAUCUAUGUUCCAUUAACAGCUAGUUCUCACCUACCUUUACCCAAAGGAUUACCCAAACGAAAUAAUGGAAUUAUCAAUAUUAAAAAUGAGGAUGAUCGAUGCUUUGAAUAUUGUAUCCUUGCAGACAUUUUCCCAGCACAACACAAUCGACAACGAAUUUCUUGGUAUACCCCACACUUAGGUAAGUUAAAUUUUAGCGGAAUUCAAUUCCCAGUAAAAGCAGAUAAUGAUACAAUGGAAAAGUUCGAGAAACAAAAUCCAGAUCUAUCUGUAUCAAUUUAUGGAUGGAGUGAAAAAAAUCUUAUCCCAAUCAGAAUCGCACCUAAAUCCAAAGUACAUGAUAGAUGCAAACACGAAGAGGGGGACUGUCAACCGCGUAAAUUAAUUCAACUUUUAUUAAUAACCGGUAAUGAUCCAAAAACCGGAGAACCAGCACAACACUAUUGCUUAAUUCAAGGGCGAGAUGGAUUAGGUAAGUUAGCUGGAUAUACAACAAAGCAUCAUAAUAAACUCUAUGUCUGUGACUGGUGUGUUUCACACCGAACGCAUGAUCUGGAACUUGAUGCCAAGCAUAUGGAAGAUUGCGCGGGAAUCAACAAUCCACCGCAAAGAACGGAGAUGCCUAAAGAAGGUAAAAACAUAUAUAAAUUCAAAAGAAUCGAACGAAUGAUGGAUGCGCCAUUUACAUGUUAUGUAGACACAGAAGGUUUUACCCAAAAAAUCAAUGAAAACCGCGGGACGAAUACGACAGCAAUCCAAGAGCACAAACCCGCGGGACUCGACUACGUCAUAGUGCGAAGUGAUGGCCAUUGCAAACCCCCAGUUCAGAUAAGAGGGGAAGAUCCAGCGGGGGAUUUUAUUAAGGCUAUGGGAAGGGAGGUAGAGUUAAUGUGGGAUUAUCUUGCAAGCGGGCAUAUAAUCCGAGAUAGUGCUGAAAAAUUAAGCGAACUAACUAAUGCCGGAUUUUUAUGUCAUAAGGCACCGAAAGAAAUGCAUCUCAAACUUCUUUUUAUUUGCAAACACUUUAAAUCCUGGAAGUUAAGUAGCGAUAAGAAUGAAAAAAAGGGUGAGAUUAAUUGGGUAACAGAUGUAAGACAUUCAUUAAAGAAGAUUUAUGAAAUGCAUAAAACAAAACCGCUAGGAAACGAUGUAGGAAAAAUGUAUCGUCUUAUAUCACAGAUUUACCAGCGGCUCAGGUGGCCAGGAGAACCAAUGAAGAAACUAACAAAAGAAGAGGAAAAUCAGUACAAUUCGGCAAAAGUAUGUUGGAUUUGCAAUGAAGCAUUUGACUGCGGUACCACUGAGGAUAAUCGGAAAAAGGUCAGAGAUCAUGACCAUAUCACAGGUAAAUAUCGAGGCCCCGCCCAUAGCAUUUGUAAUCUUCAACUACGAAUAAAACCAGAGGAGACGAAAUUACUUAUUCGAUUCCAUAAUAUGGAAAAAUAUGAUGCACAUUUUAUUGCUAAGGCGAUGGGGCGUGUUAGCCAGGAAGAAAUUAGCGCAAUCCCCCACAACAUGGAAAACUAUUUAAGUUUCGAUAUUGGCUAUCAGAGGUACAUGGAUUCUUACCAUAUCAUGUCAUCAAGCCUUGAUUCGCUUGUGGCAAAUUUAGGUGCUGAACCGUGUCCUAAUCCGGUAGAUGAGGAAGGAAAACCAUUAGAUGUGCCAUGCAAAAAACCUGGACAUCUUUACAGGAUUGGUGAUGGUCGACACCCAGAAAGAUUCCCAAUCACACGUGCAUUUGCACCGAAAGGCCGCUCAGAUUUGGUCUUCCGUAAAGGUAAAUUCCCAUAUGAUUGGUUUGAUAGUCCUGAACGGUUUGAUGAAACAUCAUUACCACGAAUUGAGGCGUUUAACAGUAUUCUUAAUAAAAGCGCUUGCACUCUGAAAGAUUAUGAAAGAGCGCAGGAAGUAUGGGAUGCUUUUGGUAUGAAAACUUUCCGAGAAUACCAUGAUUUGUAUCUCAAACUUGAUGUAUUGUUAUUGGCUGAUGUGUUUGAAGCGAAUCGAAAAAUGAUGAAAGCCAAAUUUGGACUUGAUAUAGCUCAUUAUGUAUCGCUUCCUUCAUUCGCAGAAGACGCAUUAUACAAGAUGACAGGACAGAAAAUCGAGCUACUCACCGACGACAACAUGUAUCUCUUCUGUGAAAAUGGAAUCCGUGGAGGUAUUUCUAUGGCGAGUAAACGUAAAGCCAUAGCCAAUAAUCCAAAAUGUCCCGGAUACGAUCCAAAAAAGCCCACCACAUGGCUCUUAUAUUUAGACGCAAAUGCUUUAUAUACAGGCUCGAUGAUGAAAUAUAUGCCAACAGGCGUGCAUAGAUGGAUAAAUUCGGAUGAAAUUCCAGAUCUUUUCAGCAGGGUUAGUAAGUGUGAAAUUCCGGAUGAUGCGCCUAAAGGUUAUAUGUUGGAAGUAGAUCUUGAAUAUCCAGACAAAUUGCACAAAUCACAUACUGCAUAUCCGCUCGCCCCCGAAAGUCUCGAAAUCUCGAAAGAAGAAAUGGCAAAAUAUCAGCAAGACCUUAUCACUAAAUUGGGUCAUUAUACAAAGACCAAGAAACUCGUUCCAAAUCUCAAUAACAAAGAAAAAUAUGUUGUCCAUUACCGAGCACUUCAGUGUUAUAUUAGGCUGGGAAUGCGCCUUACAAAGAUUCAUAGAGCCAUUGAGUUUGAUCAAAGUCCAUGGAUGAAACCAUUCAUGGAAGAGUUAGCGAGAUCUCGGGCCUUAGCGACUAAUGAUUUCGAAAAAGCCAUGUAUAAACUUUUAGGUAAUGCCAAUUAUGGAAAGACAGUGGAAAACGUGCGCAAAUAUCAAAAAAUAGAUUUUGUCCGACCGCAAUCCGAGUCGAAAAAAUUCAAACGCUUGGUAGCUGAUCCUAGCUAUAAGUCUCACAGAAUUUUAGCCGAAAAUCUGGUAGGUAUUAAUCGUCAUCAAUCUAAGGUAAAACUUAGUAAGCCCAUCUUUGUCGGACAGAGCGUUUUAGAUGAAAGUAAGGUUACCAUGUACAAUUUCUAUUAUAACGUUAUGAAGGCGCGCUAUGGAGAUAAGGUAGAUUUAGCAUAUACUGAUACAGAUUCCCUUAUCCUACAUAUCCAAACCGAGGAUGUAUAUAAGGAUAUGGCUGAGAUGCAUGAAUAUUUCGAUUUUAGCGAAUACCCACCCGAGCACGAGUUAGUUAAAAAUUUACCGGAGGGAGCAUGGAAGAAGAAUAAGAAAGUCCCAGGUAAGUUCAAAGACGAAUGCAACGGUAUUCCGAUGUGGAAGGGUAUCUUUCUCCGCCCGAAGCAAUACAGCUAUAUUCUUGCAAAUGAAAAGUCGGAUAGGCGGGCUAAGGGAGUACAAAAAGUUGUAGUUAAGAAAAAUCUUACGCAUGACAUGUACGAUUCAUGUUUACAAUCACAAAAAGAGCAUAUGGUAACAAUGCAUCGAUUAGGAAGUAAAGAUCAUGUUAUCAGAUUGUUGCGAUCCUCAAAGAUCGGUCUCAGUCCACUAGAUACAAAAAGAUGGAUCCUUUCCGAUGGCAUUACGACAUUAGCUUUUGGAGAUUGUCGUAUUAGAGCGUAUAAAAAUCUAGUCAAAUCUGGUAUGUCCCAUGAAGAUGCCGAAAAAAGAACUACUUACGGAGUGUAG
Messenger RNA from Paraglomus occultum, 4444 nucleotides. The record is from the annotation of a GenBank genome assembly. NCBI's taxonomy places the organism in Eukaryota, Fungi, Glomeromycota, Glomeromycetes, Paraglomerales, Paraglomeraceae.